Messenger RNA from Daldinia loculata, 1558 nucleotides. RefSeq lists its product as uncharacterized. NCBI's taxonomy places the organism in Eukaryota, Fungi, Ascomycota, Sordariomycetes, Xylariales, Hypoxylaceae. Bases 179 to 1360 code for a protein of 393 amino acids. The transcript has a single exon. The record is from RefSeq and is a predicted model, not a curated record.
UAUUCCGAUUCAUCUCAUCUCUUGGAGAAGACAUCUAUCUCAAUUCUUUCCUGAGUUUGUCGCAUAUAUAGUAAUAUACUUGUACGAUAAAUGCAGAUGCCCAUAUUUGGAACAGAGUUACAAUUCCAAGGACCAUAUGUUGAAUGAUCAUAUUCAUAUCGGCAACGACUAGUUCGCAAUGAGGAUCCCACCAAGUAGGGCUGGUGAGCUCCGGAAUAAUGGACAUAGUCAUAGCACACAUGAAGCAUCCGACAAUGACAAAUUCAAAGUCGUGCUAGACCAGCUCACUGUGCAGACUCGCCGCUUCAUCGAUGUGACUAGUGGUCUUACCCAAAAUGUCGCCAAUCUUACUGCCACACUCCGGGAGACACAGGAUGCCCUCGCAUCGAUCAAGACCGAGCUUUCCUCGCUUAAGCUCGAGAACGAACAGCUACGAGGCGAACUGGGCGCCCUACGUCUUGAGAAAAACACUAGUAGUAUUCCGCCGAAGAUAGAAAACUUCCCGCUGAUGAAGCUCCCGCCUAACGUCCGUAACAAGAUCUGGCACCUAGCUGCAGGACCGAAGUUGAUGGAGAUAUUCGAGAUUCGCUGGCGGCGUCCUGUGCCUGAUACGGAGCCACGCUCGAUAGUUACGAUGGAUAAGAGGCGUAUGAGGGUGUCACAUGCCUGUCAAGAAUCGAGGAGCCUCUUGUACCCCUCCCCACGAUGCUCCGAGUGGCCUCAUACCCCCGUACAGACGUAUAUGGACCCAGAUCGCGACAGCGUCAUGAUUAACGGCAACUUCAUGAUCGGAAUGAGCUUUGAGGAUAUCCUAGGGCAUGUUCAACGACUCAUCCUAACACCCGACCACGGCAGCUUUCAGAUUAUAGAAGAGAUAGCUUCAAGUUACGGUCCGUGUUGGAACAUGCAGCAGGUCAGCUUCGUGCUCGAGACUUGGAGUAUUCCGGCCCAGGCGAGCGCCUUGAUCUGCAAACGGUUAUCUGCACGUAUGCCAGUUGUCGUUGACCUAGAUGAUGAUCAGGAGAUGAUUCGGACGAUGAAUCAAAUCGUAGAUGGACCUUGGCACAGCCAGCACCACAAGCGGGUAGAUACGCUCUCUAGCUUCCACAAGCAAUGCCAUAUAACACGAACAAAGAAAUCGUAUAACAGGAUAACAUCCUGUGGAAGCAGGUUAUGCGAUACUAGGAACUGGGAGGGUUUCUGUACUGCGUUCCGUACGGGUUGGUAUGAGCAGAGUCAUUGGUAUAAUCAAGAUGUGCCAGAUAUAAAGAGAGUGGCGCUGUUGGUUGAAGGAGACGAAGGGACCCCUAAGAUAUCGCAGCACUUACCAUGGCAUCCGAAGAGCUCGUCUCAUUACUGAGGCUAUAAAUAUGUACAUGGCUUUAUUUUUACUAUUCCGUACCUAGUCAGUAUUGAAAUCAGUAGCUGAGAACUGUGUCUACUCAAAAGUUGGAUUUCCGAACUCAUCCGGGAGUGGGUCGAUCCGAGGCUGGAUCCAGGAGUCACAGAAUGGCCUCGUUGAAUUAAUCUUCCAAUUUUACUUGAACGAUCUCGCUAC